Penicillium cataractarum is the source of this 2577-nucleotide messenger RNA. Its product is annotated as MutS family protein MSH4. Lineage: Eukaryota; Fungi; Ascomycota; Eurotiomycetes; Eurotiales; Aspergillaceae. Gene Ontology annotation, biological process: reciprocal meiotic recombination; mismatch repair. Gene Ontology annotation, cellular component: nucleus. The record is from RefSeq and is a predicted model, not a curated record. Bases 1 to 2577 code for a protein of 858 amino acids. The transcript is spliced from 6 exons. Gene Ontology annotation, molecular function: mismatched DNA binding; ATP-dependent DNA damage sensor activity; ATP binding.
AUGUCGAUAUCCUCACGACAGUCAACACUCGAUUCCUUCGUUCCCCUGACUGUCAGAGGCAGCACGAGGCGAGCUGGAACAGCAAGGCCCACAACCACGGCCACGAGUAUCGCCUCGCAGGACAUUGUCUGUGCUGUCAGUGAAUCACGGGGAGUUUCUUCCACAGUGGGACUCGCAUUCGUGAACCUAGCCACGGCUGAAGUUGUUCUCUGCCAGAUCUGCGACAGUCAAACUUAUGUCAAGACCAUUACCAAGAUUGGCGUCUUUGAACCGAGUGAGAUCCUGUUCAUGAACACCGCCAAGGAGUCCAAGCUACGCUACAUUAUCGAAGAGAAUCUGCCUGAGCCAAUCCUCACCUUUGUUGAUCGCAGGUGCUGGUCUGAUAAGGCUGGCCAUGAGUACCUUGAUCGUCUUGCGUUUCCAGAUGAGGUGGAUUCCCUCAAGGUGACGCUUGGCGGGAACUAUUUCGCAGCCUGCUCUUUUGCCGCGUCCCUCAAGUACAUUGAGCUGGAGCUCCAGCGUGUAUUCGCCUCUCACUCUCUGCGGAUCAAGUUCGAACCCUCACAAGGCUCCAUGACCAUCGACCUUGCCACGAUUGUUUCCCUCGAGCUCAUCCAGAAUCUUCACAAUACCAAGUCCAAGGAUAGCUUGUAUGGUUUGCUCAAUGAAACCACAACGCCGAUGGGAGCCAGACUACUCCGGGCCAACAUUCUCCAGCCUUCCACCGAGAGGGUCAAAUUGACUGCGAGAUACAAUGCGGUGGAGGACUUGUCCACAAAGGAAGACAUGUUCGUGUCCGUCCGCCAGGCUUUGAAGGGCUUCAUCGAUGCGGAUAAAGUUUUGACUUCGGUUAUUCUGGUACCUACCAAGAGGACCGUUCAGUACAUUGAACAGUCAGUCAACCAUGUGAUCAUGCUAAAGACGUACGUAUCGGCAAUCAAAAAGGUGUAUCAAGCACUAGGUGCAGCCCAAAGCGAGAUCCUGGCCACUAUUCGAGAGUUGUGUCACCCUGCAGGACAUCGCGCUGUCGAAGAGAUGAUCGAGAAAACGCUCAAUGAAAAUAUUACUUACCAAAGCAAGCCACUCGACCUACGUAAUCAACGCAUAUAUUGUGUAAAGGCCGGCGUCAGCAGCCUUUUGGAUGUCGCUAGGCAAACUUACAAGGAAGCCAACGCCGAUGCAGCAGAAUUGGUGUCAAAACUUGAAGAAACCUUCGAUCUAUCCUUGGAUCUCAAGUACGAUACUGCCCGCCAAUACUACAUCUGCAUUCCAACAGGCCAUCCAGAGCCACUGCCGGAAAUCUUCAUCAACGUCUACCGCAAGAAGAACCGGAUCGAGUGCCAGACUCUAGACUUGGUCAAACUAAACCAGAAGAUCACCGAUGCCCACAAUGAAGUGAUCAGCAUGAGCGACCAGACCGUCCAAGGGCUACUCCACGAUGUAUGUACCGAGGUUGCAGGGCUUUUUCGCAUCAGCGAGGCCAUCGCAAUGCUAGACAUGCUAUCAGCAUUUGCACAACUGGCAACGAGCCACGACUACAUCCGUCCGGAGCUAAUGGCUACCCUGACCAUCAAGGCUGGACGGCAUCCUAUCCGGGAACGCAUCCAUUCCAGCAAAUUCAUCCCCAACGACGCCUGCGCCACGCCACAAACUCGAUUCCAAAUCAUCACCGGAUGCAACAUGAGCGGCAAAUCCACAUACAUCCGAUCCCUCGCCCUGAUGACCGUAAUGGCGCAGAUUGGCUGUUUCGUGCCCGCGCAGUACGCCUCAUUCCCACUCGUGCACCAACUGUUCGCGCGUGUAGCCACCAGCGACGAUCUAGACGCUAACGUCUCUACUUUCGCCGCAGAAAUGCGAGAGAUGGCAUUUAUCUUGCGCCAUGUGCAGCCACGAGCGAUGGUCCUAGUUGACGAACUCGGACGCGGCACUAGUACAACCGAUGGUCUCGCAAUCGCCGUUGCCCUGGCCGAAGCUCUUCUCGCCAGCAAUGCCCUGGUAUGGUUUGCCACGCAUUUUCAUGAUCUCGCGCGCAUCUUAUCUGAAAGAUCUGGUGUCAUCAAUCUGCAUUUAGCAGCCGACAUCACUCCUUAUGCAAACAAGAUGACAAUGCUCUACCAGAUCGCGGAAGGACCCGUUCCGGACCGUCGAUAUGGCCUUGAGCUGGCGAAGCUAGUCGACCUCCCACCUGCAGUUUUGGAGGUUGCCAGGAACGUCUCCGAGCGCAUGGACAGGCUUAUGCAGCGUCGGAACAGCACUUCGCGCGCCGUGGUCAUAGCCCGGAAGCGGAAGUUACUUCUCACUUUGCGAGAAGAGCUUGUACUUGCUCGAACUAGCACGAUGGAUAGCGCAUCUCUCCGUCAGCAUCUUGUCAAGCUUCAGAAUGACUUUGCAUUGCGUAUGGCUGCUGUCGACCAGGAGGUCAAUUUGGGGAGUGGUGCUGAUGCUGAGAUAUUGGAGGGACAAGAAGAGGGGGUGAGAAGGAUUCUCAGGUGGAUUCCACUGCUCCUUCUUGCCGCGCAGAUCGUGCAUCUGAGGGCAUUUCGUCUCGAACACCUUUACCUUCAGAUUCUCUACUAG